AUGACCAGCCACGACUUCGCCGCAAGAGGCAAAUUCUACGAGGACCUGCACGCCCUCCUCGCGACUGUGUCAAAGGCGGACAAGUUGAUUGCCCUUGGUGACUUCCACGCCCGCGUCGGCACAGACCAUACUGCCUGGAGAGGAGUGCUGGGUCCCCAUAGUCUCCGCGGCUCAAAUGACAAUGGUUUGCUGCUCCUCCGCACCUGCGCAGAACACCGCCUCAUCCUGACGAACACGUUCUUCUGUCUGCUGGAGCGAGAGAAGGCCACCUGGAGACAUCCUCGGUCGCGUCAUUGGCACCUGCUGGACUAUGUCCUCGUCCGGAGGCGAGAUCAGCGGGACGUGCAGGUGACAAGGGCGAUCGCGGGCGCUGACGGGUGGACCGACCAUCGCCUCGUCAUCUCGAAGAUGCGUAUUCGCCUACAGCCUCGCAGGAGACCACAAGGUAAGCGACCCCCAGGUAAGCUGAAUAUUGCCCACCUGCCACAACCUACGCAAGUGGAAAUUUUGCGCCUCGACUCGGUCGCCGUGCGGCUCCUUUUGAACUGGUGUCUCACAACUGAGACUAUCCACAUACGUUCCCUCCCGUCUCCGGUCUUCUUGCCUUGACUUGACACCGGGCACAGGUGGGUGAGGAGGAGAGAAUGUGGUAGAUGCAGCGCAAGUCUACUCUGCUCAAGUCACUGUCCCCGCUCCCACUCUUCUGUGGGGCAUACAGUGGACGUUGUCGGACGCGACGGUCGAAAUCUCGCGUAUGUGCGUGUGGGUGUGUGUGUGUGUGGUCCCCAUGCGGCUUCGGCUGCUCGGGUGACUUGUGUCCGAGACUAUCCCGACACGUCAAGCGUCGUGGAUAAAAAGAUUGCUGAUUAAGGCCUGCUCUCGGUUCACGCAGUUCGUCAUGUUGUGUGUGUGUUGUGUGUAGUGGCGGACUGGUGGGCUAGGGACGAGCUGAAUCAGCACCUUCCACGGCACCCUCACGCAAGUGAGGGACACGCCGUUCAACCCACGCUGUGUGAAAUCCUGGUGUUUGUGUGUAUGGGGGGCCAGGUCGUGCCGUAGCGCGCGCAGGCAUGGUCAGUCGACCGUGUCAGCCACCGUGCCCAUUUCCCACUCUAGUCUGCUGUCCGGCUCGGACAGCGGCUGGGUUGUGGGAGUGGGAAGAUAGAUUGAGGUCGACGACUCAGCGCACUUUCUCCUCACUAUAAUCGAUCUGACGCGCUUGAAGCUAUCACGGUGGCUUGGAAGGUUGCCAACUGACGGGGUACCUUGGACCUCCUCUUUCACGGGAGGCGAUCUGAGAGUCAGGCUGCAAUGGCUCCUUUUUAAUGUGGCCUUAAUGGCACUCCCACCACAGUGUGGGAUCCGAGCCAGGCGUUGGCGGCACGCCUAGGUGCGGCUUCGGCCGUGCCAGCCUCCAAAUCUCUGUUGUUGGUUGAAAUCCUGGUUAUUUGUGUGUGGACCAGGGGGUGCGGAGUGGAGCGCCAAGGCGAGGAUCCGUCCGAGCCAUCCACCUGCGGCCUCCCUCAUCUCCGGUCUUCUUGACUCUGUCUUGACACCGGGCCCAGGCGGAUGAGGAGGAGAGAGUGUAGGUAGAUGCAGCGCAAGUCUACCGCCACUUUAAACCCCUGCGCAAGUCACCGUCCCUGCUCUCACCGCUGCUGCAGCUGUGGGGCACACGGUGGACAUAAUCGAAAUCGAUGGUCGAACUGUCGUGUGUGUGUGUGUGUGUGUUCCGUACACGCAGAUGUGCUCUUCUCAGCACUAUGAGCCACCCCGAUCAGUCUCUGCAUCAGUUAAGUGACCGGCUUGGACAGUCGACUGGUGCACUGGAUAAUGUGUAGUGAGUGACGUCAGCUCUCAACGCCUAAUUCCUCCUAAUAAAAGGUCACCGUCGUAUCAGACUAUUACGGUGCGCUAAAAAACCUUUGACUUGAAAGGGUACCAACUGGUGCUUCAACUCUGGCCAAGCAGUCAGUCCAGCUGUGUUUUUGCGUCAGGCAGAUUUCGAAGGGCAUUACAAUUUCAGAGGAAUACUAUUAAAAGUAUUUGAAGAAACGGACGUUCAAAUAUUACCCCGGUCAGUCAGUGGGUUGCAGCCCAAUCUAUGAUUAACCAGAUGGCACUAUCUACGUGAGAAAGCUGCACGGCUGCAUAUGCCGCCUGAGGGUGCCUGACGCACAUGCCUGUGGCGUGGAGGCCUGCAAACCAGGCGAGAUAAAAUCGAUCGAUCGCUCGGUUAACGCGCCGUGCAACAUCGAUCGCAGUGCGGGCAUGUGGCUUUCGGCAGAUGGUCGAGCACUUAAUGCCAUUAGAACCGCACCUAAACUGCCUCGAGAGAAUGUCGUCAAACUGAGCCGAUUGAGACGGUGUGCGCCAUCGACGCGCGUGUGCGUCUUCGAGGGCCUUCACACCGCCAACGGCUCGGGAGCAAUAACUACGUUGGCCCAUCUUUGCUGCGUAUCAUAUUAGCUUAGUGCACUGAUUUUGUGUGCAAUCAGCUGUGUUAAAAAAAGUAAACUACCUUUGGCUUACAAAAACGUAUUAAAUGUGUCCUUUCAUGUAGUUCGCAUUUUAACCAAACUUGUCAUAAUUCCUCUAUGAAAUUCAACUGAAAUGUCAUUACAACACUUGCAACUGCUUUGCGUUUCCAAUAACAGUUAUGGGGUAGCUGACUCUUCGGCCUCUCCAUUCUUAUUGGUCAUUGCCAUUUGGCCGUUAUUUGCUGGUGGUAAUGGCGGAUUGUUGAUCACGGUCGUCGAGUAUGUGAUCGAUCCUCACCAUAUACGCCACGUUUAGCCAUUUCUCUUUCUGUCAACAGGUCUCUAAUACGAUUGAAACGCAGGUGGUCUGCACUAAAUCUGCAUUCUCAAGUCACAACAUUUUGCUAAUUAUUGUGAUUACUAGAGAACUUAUUUUAUAUGCGCACAAGUCUGUGGAUUUUCGUGCCCGAAGCUAUAAAUAUAGUACUAUCGGUCUAAGUAUUAUAAAGCUGACGGAUGACUCCAUUCUAGACAGCGGAUGAGUGUUGAGGAAAACCUAUUUGGAGGAAGUGAAUAGCCAGCCUUUAAAGGCUGUGAGAAUACGGGAGAAAGGGUGAUGGAACAUGUUUAAUGGCGACUAUUGAUCUUUUAUACCAGGCAUACUACUAAAAUACGACGAUAGUUGUUAGAAUGCUUGAUAAUAAGCGGAUGCGCAUACAAGCUUCCGGCCUCCUAUUCCAUAAAAAUGCAAGAAUAACUCAUUAGCACUCUGAGCAGUGCGAAGCGUGAAUAUAUUUCGGUAAAAGAUAGGUCCUGUCGGCACCUCCUAAAUGCCAGAUUUAGAUACUGAAACAAAGAAAGCAAAAUUACUCAAGCAUCGUAAGUUCGGAGACACGAAUAUGUCCGUCUUGUAUGCUCGAGAAAUUAUCAUGUGAAUUACGAACAGCUGCGCGGCAUGUGGACGCUAUUAUUAUUUACAGGCGUCCGAUAGUGAACCUAAUGCAGCCUAUUCAGUCUCCGUCAACGUUUUGCCAGAAAUUUCAAUUUGUAAUUAUUCGUUUACAAAAAUGAAGCCGAAGGUUGAAUGGGAUAUUUUUCUUUCUCCAGUUAUUGAGUCUGUGUUCCCGCAUCAACAAACAAUAUUUGGCAACAUUUGGUCGUCAAAGAUAUUCCUAAGUGUAAUAACAGAUUUCAACAUGAUAACAUCAUUCCUUCCUAGGACGAAAGCGGCUUAAUACAGUAGUUGCAUAUCUCGAUAUUUUGUAGUAGCAAACAGUUUUAUCCCUUUUUUACAAUAAUACAGUUGAUUUGAGAGUAACUGUCAAUCCUAGUGCGAAUAAGAACAACUGGUUUGUGUAUGUAGAUAUCUGUACAUUUUUGAUUUCUCAUUGGAAACUUUCUUGUACACCUGAACUUUUCUGCACAGUUGUUUAAAUAACCGAAAAUACACACAACUGGUUUCGACUUGAGCUACUGCGUGCCUUGUGCCUGACUGCUGCGUGUUGUCAAUGCUUCAUUCAUUGCGGUCGCGCGUCCCAAUACCUUUAAGCUAAUUUCCUUGUGACAUUUGUAUUUCUCGGUCAUAUCCCGUCGGACGAGAAUUCAUCCGAUCAACAAGUUUCGGUAACUGACUUCAGUUGGAAACAUUAUGGACUUUACCCGGAGCAUCCACUCCACAACGAUUAAUAUUGGAGGAGGCAUCGUUUUCGUGAGUCUGUAAAGUUAUUUUCUUUUGCCAUUUCUCCAAUGUUUUACUAUCAUUUCGUCCGUAUGAAACACAGCAUUCCCCACUUAGAGUUAAGUUUUUGCUGUAUCUAUUUUUCUUUGUAGUUUUAAUUGCCGUUUACACUACAAAAAUGGUAAACCCGUUUUUGCACAUUUUCACACACUUAUAUUUGCCAUGACCGAAAACAUUAACACGCUCUCCUUCAAACUGCCCCCAUUUACGCCGAGCAACACCCACGUAUGGUUUCGGCAAAUUGAGGCCGUUUUCUCGACAAACCGUAUCAUCGAUGAACACACCCAAUAUUCGUACGUUGUGCGGAGUCUUACAUUCAAUGUCGCCGUUGAUGUUGAGGGCCUCGUCAACCCGAUUCCUGCCUAUGAACCUUACACUCGGUUAAUGUACGCUGUGGUCCAGCGUGUGCCUAAAUCGGAAAACAGGAUGCUGCGGGAAAUUUUAACGCAUGUGAAACUCGGUGACCAAACAGCGGGCGGUGAGGUGCACUCAAGAUAGUCUGGCUCAUCUCAUCCACUUCCUUUGAUUAUACCUGAAUCGCCAACUAGGCUAAUGGUCUCUCUCGUUUUGCUUAGCCGUAAACUAUUAAGUGCGGAUGUGAUGUAAGCAGAGGAAUUUCAGCAAGAUGUGAGGUGCGUUAACUAGAUGAAGUGAAGAAUUUUCUUCCCUUUCAUCUGUGAAAAGUAAACGAACAUUAUUACCGACAAAGACUAGGGAGGUUGGAAUGGUCCUUUCUGGUUUAUUUGCCGCCGUCGGCCAAUUAUCCACAACUUCGAAGUGAAGAACACACAGUAUUCGACCCCGCGACCUGUUACUUCGAAGUCUAACGCCUCUUAACACUGAUACGAACUGGCGAUUGAAAAGAAAGGGAAUACAAAUACAAACCUCGUUCUUCCCCUCUUCGAGGUACCGAACAGGCCCCUAGGAUGAGUUCGUCCAAUCUGACGGCUUGAAAUGUCCGUAACACCUUUGCCAAUCCAAGAAGCAAGUGUCCAAAAAGAAGGACGGCGCUAGUCCAUCGGGAACCUGCGCGUUACAUGUUGGACACUGCUGCUCUUGCCGAGUCACAGUUCCUCCUGUAAAGCCGAGUGGUUCAGGUGGGAGCCGGUCACACCUUCGUCUGGAGGGCCACCGAACGACAGAGUUUUUUGACACAUGACAUUCGAAAAGCCAUUGUGAACCUGUUGUCCCGACCGACACAGGAUGUCAACAAGCACUCCCUGAAACAGCGCUGGCAUCUUCGGGAUGACACGUUUGUCACUAUCGUCAGUUUCUACGUCCCCAUCCCCCCAAAUGACCAGUACGAACGCGACGCGGACCAGGAUGGGGUGGCACUUCGUGAGGAUGUACGAUGUAUAACUACCCAAACGAAACAGGGGUCAUGCGCCAAUAGCUACUCAACGCUGCGUGCAUUUUUUUCUUCGUGUCCACGUAAACGGCAGCAACUGAAAACUGUGGACAACUUCGCCUAUUUUGGUAGCACCAUGCAAGCCUGCAUCGAAGCCGACAAUGAAUUGGCCCACCGGUCCCAAAAAGCAAUCCCUCUUUUUGUCGGCUGCAGAACUUUAUAGUUUUCAUCUUAACACUGAACUCCUGACAUAUAAUUUAGUUUUUUGGAUUGCGAACAUGUAUGGUGCAGAGAGCUGGACCGUUUGCAGGAAAAAACGUGGAAUCGCAACCCUUUUCAUCUUUGUUGUCUCCUGCAGUUUAUCAACCAGAGGUGCAGGGCGAAAUUCUGGACUUGUUAGACAUCCAACCCAAUGGAAUCCUCAGCAAUCACGCCAUGUAAGGGCAACUGCAACUACGAUGGGUGUACGAUGAACGACAAACAAAACAGAUGUGCUCCCGCCAAAAGGAUAUUCAAUGUGAUUGCAAUUGAAAAAGAAUUCUUGGGAAGAUCGAAGUAAGAACUGACCGGUUUUAAGAAGGAAAGUGAAUGCUGGAGCAGAAACUCAUAAAACCAACGGGAGUGAAGCUACCCAAGUUAAAAAGUAAGUUCCUGAAUCUCAGGCUUCCAAGAUCAUUAAAAAAGUACGGGACGAGGCAUGUCGUGUGUGUGUGUUUGUGAGUUCUGUUUCAUGUAUGUUCUCUCCUGUUUAGUUUCCCCCCACUAGAGUUUGGCAACCGUCUGGGAAAGUCCUAUUAAGGGGGUUUGCUGCCCAACCACGUCGUCUGAUGUCUGGCCGUGGCCGCAGACAUAAAAACACACAAUCGAACCAGCAGAAACCGAAACAACACCAAUAUCUCUCUUCCAUUUACUGCUAUUCUUCCUUCCUCGACAUCUUGGGACGACUGCCCAGCCUGCCGAAGGGAAUCAACGAUCGCCUGAUGAGCCUCCGUCUACCUCUCCCGCGUGGGGGCAAAUUCUCCACCAUUAUCAGCGCCUAUGCUCCACCGAUUAGCAGCCCCGACGCUGCCGCAAGAGACCAGUUCUAUGAGGACCUGCACGCCCUCCUGGCGACUGUGUCGAAGUCGGACAAGUUGAUUGUCCUCGGGGACUUCAAUGUCCGCAUCGGCACAGACCAUGCUGCCUGAAGAGGAGUGCUGAGUCUCCAUGGUCUCUGCGGCCCCAAAGACAACAACCUGCUCCUCUUCCGCACCUGCUCAGAACACCGCCUCAUCCUGACGAACACGUUCUUCUGUCUGCCGGAGCGAGAAAAGGCCACCUAGAGGCAUCCUCGGUCGCGUCAGUGGCACCUGCUGGACUAUGUCCGCGUUCGGAGGUGAGAUCAGCGUGACGUGCUGGUGACAAAGGCGAUCGCGGGCGCUCACGGUUGGACCGACCAUCGCCUCGUCAUCUCGAAGAUGCGUAUUCGCCUACAGCCUCCCAGGAGACCACAAGGUAAGCGACCCUUAGGUAAGCUAAAUAUUGCCUUGUUGUCUUUUCCCGCUCACCAUCUCCAUUUCAGCAAUGAGCUAGACCAACGGCUUGACAACCUUCCCAUCGCCAUCCCUGCCGUCGACGCCGCCGCUUCCUUGAACGCCUCCGUGGAGAACCGCUGGUGUCAACCGCGAGACACGGUCCAGUCGACGGCGCUUAACGUCCUCGGAUGCGCACGCCGCCAACACCAGGACUGGUUCGACGACAACGACGCAGCCAUCUACAAUCUGUUCGCCGAGAAAAACCGCCUACACAAAGCCUACGCAGACCACCCCACUGACGGCAACAGAGCUGAUUUCUACCGCAGUCGCCGCCACCUUCAGCAACGACUGCGCGAGACGCAGGACGCCUGGACUGCUUGA
Messenger RNA from Spirometra erinaceieuropaei, 7461 nucleotides. The record is from the annotation of a GenBank genome assembly. Lineage: Eukaryota; Metazoa; Platyhelminthes; Cestoda; Diphyllobothriidea; Diphyllobothriidae.